CCGUCGUGGUGAAUAACGUGAUUCCAAAUGGCUUCGUUGCGUGUGUCCAGGAGGAUGCUCUGCGCUGCGGCAGAGGCUGCAGCACCAGCUCCGGCUUCGGCUCCGGUCGCCACCAGCCGCUGGGAAAGACUGAAAAACAGUAAAGCGGCUGUGUGGUGUCGCAGCCUCGUCUCUGACUACAAAGAGGCGUGCAAGGAGAUUUUCGUCGGCGCCUGGGAGAAGCCGCUGAAAGCCUCGGCGUAUGCGACCCUGCUGGCCGGGGCCGGGGCCUGCUUCUACACCAAACCCGACCGCUCGUCCUUUGAGGCCGACCUGCUGGACCGCUCCAACCAGCUCUGCCUGCUGUCGCCGUGGAUCCGCAGCGGCACCUCCGACGGCCACGUUCAGACUCUAGUCAAGCUCCGCAACGAGGGCCGGCUCCACCACGCCAGCAUGGGCCUUCUCUCCGUGAUGUACCGCACCGACUACGACCCCGACGCCACGCUGUACGAAGCCCAGUGCUCCAAUCUGUCAGUGCCCUGGAGAGAGCUCCCUCAGAGGGUUUUAGAUGUAGGGUUCGCGGGCCGCUGGUGGGUCUUGGACUCAAAGAUGAAGAACUACGACGUGAACGAGGAGGAGUUCAAGCAUCUGCCUGCACACAUGCAAACGACGACGCCGCCCAGCGUUCAGGAGGUGGAAAGGAACGAGAGGUUGCACAAGGAGUCGUGGUUGGCGCUGAAGAUGGAGGACGAGGAGACGCAAACAAAUGUGGUGGACAGAAAACAAAGCGUCAGUGACCUGAGUCAAAUAAAACCUGUGGAGGAGCAACAGACUCAAGCUUAACAAGCUGAACUCAGUAGUAUAUAUUCUUAUAACCAGUUUCAGCUGGGAACUGUGUCCUGCUAAAACAAAAGAGGAUCCCUGAAUUUUCUUUGUAUUUACUUCAUGUUACUUCACAGAAAGUAUUGGAAAUCAUUCGUACCAUGAACCAUGUGUCAAUAAAUGUCAUUGUCUCUUCUUUUAACGUA
Messenger RNA from Mugil cephalus (flathead mullet), 1007 nucleotides. It is a transcript of the gene timm29, whose product is annotated as translocase of inner mitochondrial membrane 29. Lineage: Eukaryota; Metazoa; Chordata; Actinopteri; Mugiliformes; Mugilidae. Gene Ontology annotation, cellular component: TIM22 mitochondrial import inner membrane insertion complex. The coding region runs from base 28 to 822 and encodes 264 amino acids. Gene Ontology annotation, biological process: protein insertion into mitochondrial inner membrane. The record is from RefSeq and is a predicted model, not a curated record. The transcript is spliced from 2 exons.